UCUCCUUUUGCUAAUAGGAUACUUUUAGUCAUUUCAACAUCAAUAAGGAUUAUACUUCGUAUUAAGUACAAAAAAGAAGAGCUAAGAGGAUUGUAUACGAAGUAAUGAAAGUACCUUAUUUUACUUUUUUUUUUUUUUAAAAAAAAAAAUAAAAAAAUAAAAAUAAAUGCCGCGCACACCACAAUAGGGCACUUUUUAUUUGACAGGCACAAUAGGGCACUUCAAAAAAAACCGGGAGUAAGAAGAAUACUUAAGUAGUUAAGUCGUAUCCUUAACCAAAACCUUGUCUCUGUUGUUCCCUUUCAAGCUUUUCUUUCCCCUUUAAUGACUGAUUGACAUCUUCAAAACCCUCAAUUACUCCUUUUAUCCCUCAUUUUAUUCAUUAAUCUCUACUUUUUAUUCUCGAUUUUCGUCUUCAACUGUUUCGAUGAUUUGAAGAUUCAAUUGAUUUCGAGAUUGUAUGGUGGCAGCUUGAUAUUCUUCCAAUAACUAAAAGUUUGACAUCUCAAAAUCACGAUCACAAGAACUAUGCAAACCAACCAUAUCGUGACACACAUGCUUUCUGUGAGCAAAACAAAGCAUGGUUGACAAAGGUUGGCGUGCAGUUGGCUGGUAGCAGAGAAGGAAUGGAUGUAACUGCAAGAAGUUGGUCAUAUAAGAUGCAGGGAAACAGGUUGGCUGGUAAUGUUGGUUGCGACAAGCCAAUACGACAAGUUUGCCUUAAGUUUACGAUGGGUAGAUGUUUCCGUGGAGAACUGUGCAAAUAUCUCUAUGGAUACCAUGAAUAUGCUACUUCUACCUCUGAUAUUGUGUCUGUAUCUGAUAUUCCAGCUGAUGUGAAAAAGAAGGCAAACAAGAAGAAUAAAAAAAAGCGCUCUAAAAUGGAAACAAGUGCAUGUUAUGAAGAACCAAUGAAAGAAGAGGUAGAAAAUAUAAUACUUGCUGACAAGCAUAAAAUUGAGAAUGACCAGAACGCUCAACUUAGGAAUCAAGUUACUCAAUUAUUGCAAGUAGAGAAAGAACAAAAGUUGCAAAUAAGAGAAAGAGAUACAACGAUUCAGAACCUGCAGGAUAAAAUUGAGGGCUUAGAACAACAGCUAAAUGAGGCCCUCCGUUCUGCUGAAAGUAGAUCAGGGAGUGUGCCUGAUUCAAAUCUCAAGGCUGCAGAGGAUAACGUGGAUUCAUCAGCUGUUUUAAAGAAGCUUGUAGAAGAACUUGUGAUGGAUUUAAGUCAGCCACAGCCUAUGCGGGUCUAUGCUAGGAGGAAGGUCAAACCAAGGCAGCAACAACAACAAUUCACAGCAGCCGAGCAAAUCACAACAGCCAAGAACACAAGCCUCUAAUUAAGUAGAAGACAGAUUGAUUAAAGAAGAAGAGAAGGAAGGGAAGCAGUCUACUUAUAUUAUGUUUUUCUUGAUGUUUCCUAAUUUGUGCUAAGAAGUCACAUGUUUAAUCCUAAGGUCAUCUUGAACAUGUAGGGAACUUAGUAUAAGAGUAGUAAUCUUAGCAUGUAGAAGGUAUCCAGAAAUUUGUAAGGCAAUCCUUGUAGAGUAGCGACCUCAAGUGGUUUGGACUCUUAGAGAGUGGUAGCCUCAAGCUACUCCCUUGUUAUCCCUGUCCAAAUUAAUAGAGAAGCAGUCCUUCUAAA
This is a messenger RNA of Chenopodium quinoa (quinoa), 1648 nucleotides long. RefSeq lists its product as uncharacterized. Lineage: Eukaryota; Viridiplantae; Streptophyta; Magnoliopsida; Caryophyllales; Amaranthaceae. Gene Ontology annotation, molecular function: metal ion binding. The record is from RefSeq and is a predicted model, not a curated record. The coding region runs from base 627 to 1343 and encodes 238 amino acids. The transcript is spliced from 4 exons.